AUAUGGGGGGACAGAUCAGCGGAGAUGUUUAUGCUUCUCCCUAGAAGAUUUAUGCGAAACGAUAUCUAUAAUUAGUUAUCGGGAAAAAUAAGUCGACGAAGAGAGCGGUGUGAUUAUCGCACAGGAAAAAAGCUGAUACUCUGACUUUGAAAUUCUCCAAGGGUGCCCGGUGUUCCUUUGUUUUAUCCUUAGUCUUUCCGCGAGUGAAGAAAGAUGCGAGAGUUCUUUUCGGAGUGAAACGGAGGAUUGGUCGAUAUAUUCCCGGAUUUAUGACACAUGUCUAUGGAUAUCUCAUAGAAUUUUUUCCGAAUUGAAAUUUUCGCCGAUAAUCAAAUUUUACGAAUGAAACGUUUGCAACGUUCGAAGAGACAUUCCGGAAAUCAGACGUGACGUUUUUCACGAAGGACUUUGAUUUGAAAGAAAAUCGUACAAGAACUUUAACAAGCGUUUGCAUCUCAGUAUGGAAGAAUUAUAAUAGAAAUAGUGCCUGAUACAGUCAAAUAAACCGUCGUAUUUUGUGAUUGAGAAGUGAAGUAUAAAUACUUUGCGAAAUUACAGCAAGCUUUGAUAGUAACGGAAGACACAAUUUUAUCGGGGAAAUCCGGAAAAGAUAAUCAUCAUUAUCAGACAAAAGCCCUGAGUGGUGAUCAAUUACUUUAAAGAGGGAGAGAUAGUGGAUAGUUACUUGAAAGAAUGGCGGAAGACUUUCUUCGCCGGAAAACUAGAUCGGCUUCGAUUUGUGCCCCAGGAUUUUCCAGCAUGGAACAAAUGUUGGAAGCUAUGCCACCCUCGGGAGCCCGUGAGAGAGAGAGAGGUGAUAGUGGCAGUGGAACGCCGGAUAGCAAUACACCUACGAGGAGACGAAGGCCGGCUACAAGAUCCCAAAGCGCCCGUGUUUCCGGAGGAAAUAAAAGCAUCCGACGCCGUGCCGCCGCUCAAGCCGCCGCUCAUCAUCAUCAUCAUCAUCAUGAAGGAGGUAGCAUGAAAUCGGCUCACUGCAGCAGCGAACCUAAAUUGACCGAGAAUGACAUCAGUCCAGGAAUCAGAAGACGAGGGAGCCGAAGGGGACAGAGCAUGCACCAUACGCAUCAGAGGAAAAGCAACGCCUUCCUGGAUGUACCUGACGUCUCAUCUGCAAUGCCACCGCGGGAGGAAGGCGAGGACGAAGAUAGUUACAGACUCCGUAGCUUCAGUCUCACCAGCAAAGGUGUCGUUAAUAGAGGAGAUUCCUUUCGGAAAAGAAGAUCGAGAUCGAAUUCUCUAGCACCUGCUGACCAAGAAACUGAGGAACGGCGACUGCCGCCCAAGGAAGUAGUUUCGCACAAUGUUGCUAUGCUAGGUACAAGGGGAGUUGGAAAAACUGCUCUUAUCAGUCAGUUUAUGACCAGCGAAUGUAUAAAUGCCUAUGAUAGACAAAAAGAUAUGCCGAGUGAACAAUCUGUUUUUGUGAUGCUGAAUGGUGAAGAAAGCGAGCUUAAAUUUUUAAACAUCACUAAUCCAAAAACCGAAUUGGAAAAAAUGCCGUUACCAGAUGCCUUCGUCGUUAUGUAUUCAGUGAUCGACAAGGCGUCCUUUCAAAGGGCUGAGGAAUAUCUCGCUCGACUUCACGAUCAAGAUCUUCUUCGUGGUAGACCGGCUAUUCUGGUCGGGAACAAGGUCGAUUUGGUUCGUUCCAGAGUGGUUUCGCCCCAGGAUGGAAAAUGCUUGGCAUGUACCUAUCGCGCAAAGUUCAUCGAAGUGUCAGUGGGCAUCAAUCACAACGUCGACGAGCUUCUGGUUGGCAUUCUCAAUCAAAUCCGUUUAAAAGUGGUUCAGAGUAACCAGGAGAAUCGAAACAGCGGUAGCAGCGAAGGUAGUGCUCACUGGUACAAAUCCAGAGGUGUCGUUCGCGCCAGCAUGAAAGCUAGGCAGAUGCUGACUUGGCUUUUCGGCAAGGAGGAUAGUAAAUUCAAAAAUUGCGAAAACCUGCAUGUACUUUAAGUUAAGAAAUAGCAGUCGGGUUGUCUGACUACUAUUUUAUUAGUACGUAAGUAUGAGCUGACUUGAGAAAUCUCCUUUGACACAGGGGAAAUUUUUUAAUAGAAUUUCUUCUUGAAGUUUUUAAGAAUUAACGGAAUUUUCGCUCAUCGGAGAAGAAUUGCGAGAAUGUAGAUUGAAUGUGCGAAACGGAUGCAUCUCUGAGUCAACAAUCCGUACAUAACUUAAAAUUUAUAAUCAAACGUCAAGUCUUCGCUACUGCUAGUGUUUACGAGAGUAUUCCGUAAUCCUGCAGGAAAAGCAAAAUGGUCCGAGGACCAAACUGGAUACAAUUAGCGUCGGGUUAACGAAGUGCCAAUUAGUGAAAAUUAACGCUCACUGUGUUUAAGAGAAGAAAUUGUCGCUUGAUUUUACGCUCAUUUAACUAGAAUUACUUCGUGAGAAAUGUGAGUGAUUAACCCUUUCAGUUACAGGUAUGACCGUUCGUUAUUUUUCAGUAAUUUUCUUGAUUAAAGGUUUCCUUCUUUGGUUUCCUUUUUUUUGAUAGAUUAAAUAAUACUAUUAAAAUGCUCAUUAAUAUCUUUAUUUAAAUAAAGGCUAGAUAGGCUAAUUCCUUCAGCUAAUUCCCUUAUAUUCAGGCAAAUUAAAUACGAUUUAUUCCAAAAAAGUAAAGUUUGGCAUUGAAAGAUUUAAAUAAUUUGAUAAAUUUUGUUACAUAUUUCUUGCUAUCUUACAUAAUCUAUGUAUGUAUGUAUUAAAGGAAAAACUCUAGUAAAAUGAGCGCUUACACGUCACGCAUAUUCAAUUUUGUAUAAUUACAAGUGCCGCUGAAUCUGGCAGCUCUUAAUAAGGCAAUCAAAAGUUUAAAUCAAUCGUGACGAUAAGGAAGGACGAGGAAAAGAUUUAAAUAAGGAAAAGAUUUAAAUUGGACCAUGGCACAAACUAAUCGUCAUUAAGUUUACCUGGCUGUAUUAUAAGACCAAUUAAUCUUUUUAUUUAGUACAUGUAUAUACGCGAAACUUAUAUAUUAGCGUACUCGUGCAAGCAUGUUCUAUACAAAUAUACAUCCAAGUGUAUAUCCUUAAUCCUCCGUUGACGAGUGUCGAUUUUAUCACGUGAGUGGCAUUAUAUCAUUGCAAACAAAAUACCGCCUCUAUUUUCGCGCCGUUAAAUUGGCUCGUCGUUAGUGCCAUUAAUUUCUCGCGUCGCGAUGGACUUCCCGCGGUCCAUUAUUGUGUAUAAGGCCAACUUAAUGCAAUACGCUAAUGUUACUUGACAUUAAGUUGUACAUAAAAGUCAUAAGGUUACUUUGCUAUUUAACGUGCUUGUUACGGUUGAAAAAAAUAUAGUGUAAAGCUGCCUAU
Molecule: messenger RNA, 3341 nt
Organism: Pogonomyrmex barbatus (red harvester ant)
Lineage: Eukaryota; Metazoa; Arthropoda; Insecta; Hymenoptera; Formicidae
Gene: Rgk3
Product: Rad, Gem/Kir family member 3
Cellular component (GO): plasma membrane
Molecular function (GO): GTPase activity; GTP binding; calcium channel regulator activity
Source: RefSeq, a predicted model, not a curated record